Cucurbita pepo subsp. pepo (vegetable marrow) is the source of this 497-nucleotide messenger RNA. NCBI's taxonomy places the organism in Eukaryota, Viridiplantae, Streptophyta, Magnoliopsida, Cucurbitales, Cucurbitaceae. The record is from RefSeq and is a predicted model, not a curated record.
CCUAAUCCAUGGUCUUAUCCCGACUAGAACGGCCGCUUCUUCACUUUGCUCUCGCAGGUAAUUAGUUGUAGGGGUGCAGUCGUUGGCUUAUUCUUGAAUAUCCAAGAUGCCGUCUCACAAGACCUUUAGAAUCAAGAAGAAGUUGGCCAAGAAGAUGAGACAGAACAGGCCCAUUCCUCACUGGAUCCGCUUGAGGACCGACAAUACCAUCAGGUAUAAUGCGAAACGAAGGCACUGGCGCCGCACCAAGCUUGGAUUUUGAGUUCAUCUCUGGUACCCCAGUGUGGAAUUUUAUUCUGAUCUUAAUUGCUCAAAUACUCAUGUGGAUGAGCUGAGCUGAGCUGAGCUGGGUGUCUACAUUUCUGUUGCUUUACAAGUUGUUCUUCGGAUUCAUGUAUUUCUUAGUAAACUUUGUUACACUAAAGCUAUUUGUAAGUGUUUUCUAAAACUAUGUAAUUGGUGUUAAUUUUUGUAACUGUAGCAAAUUUUGUUUUAAA